Sinocyclocheilus rhinocerous is the source of this 3951-nucleotide messenger RNA. It is a transcript of the gene ubac1, whose product is annotated as UBA domain containing 1. Gene Ontology annotation, cellular component: ubiquitin ligase complex. The record is from RefSeq and is a predicted model, not a curated record. The transcript is spliced from 10 exons. Bases 307 to 1560 code for a protein of 417 amino acids. Gene Ontology annotation, molecular function: protein binding. Lineage: Eukaryota; Metazoa; Chordata; Actinopteri; Cypriniformes; Cyprinidae.
GCGCACUGCUGCGCUCUACCGACUCCUGUCGUUCUCGCAUCGCAGGUGUCAACUGAGCGAGCGUCUCUGUUGCAGCUGCGAGUGAGCAAACCUCUCUGUCCCAGCGAAAAUAUAUCAGUCCUACGGAGCGGGCGGGCGGGACAGAUCGGACGGCCUGAAAAUGUCCGAAUGAGACCGUGAGCCUGUGUCUGUUGCCAGGGCAGGUUUAAGCGGAGAAGAGGGCGGCUUUCCGGGCUGUAGACAGCGGGCUCGCUGAGCGUCUUCAGCGGGGAGCGCUGCGGUCCUGCCGCCGCCGCUGCUGCUACAAUGUUCGUGCAGGAGGAGAAGAUCUUUGCAGGCAAAGUCCUGAAGGUCCACAUAUGUACCAUGGAGGGCACUGAGUGGCUGGAGGAAGUCACGGAAGACACCACUAUAGAGAAACUCAAGGAGAAAUGCUUAAAGCAUUAUGUCCAUGGAAGUCUAGAGGAUCCUAAAACUCUUACACAUCACAAACUCAUUCAUGCUGCCACUGAGAGAAUUCUCACAGAAUCCAAAACAGUUGCUGAGGAAAAUCUUAAAGACAAAGACUGCUUAUUAUUGAUAAAGAAAAGACCUCCACCGGCUCCACCAAAAAUGGCCGACAUAUCUUCUGAAGAGAAGAAGAAGCAAGAGAACAAAGCACCAGAUAAGGAGGCCAUCCUCAAAGCCACAGCAAACCUGUCCACUCGUAACACUGACCGCACUGUAACUCAACACAAUAUCAGAGAUUUUCAAACAGAGCUGAGGAAGAUUCUGGUCUCACUUAUUGAAGUGGCUCAGAAGCUGCUGGCUCUGAAUCCAGAUGCUGUUGAGCUCUUCAAAAAGGCCAAUGCCAUGCUGGAUGAGGAUGAGGAGGACCGUGUGGAUGAAACGGCCCUGCAGCAGCUGACUGAGAUGGGUUUCCCUGAGAGUCGUGCUGUGAAGGCUCUGCGCUUAAACCACAUGUCUGUGACCCAGGCUAUGGAAUGGCUGUUUGAGCAUGUGGAUGACCCCAUGGUUGACACUCCUCUGCCUGGACAGGACACCCCAGGGGCGGCGGCCGCUGCAGCUGCAGCCCCUGCCCCAGCUCCCUCUGCCACAGCUUCAGGAGCCCGGGCACGUCUGUCCUCCCAGGCCAGCCUAGAGGAGGCCAGACAAGAUGAACUGACAGAGAUCUUCAAACGGAUCAGGAGGAAAAGAGAGUUCAGGCCUGACUCACGGGCAGUCAUUGCGCUAAUGGAGAUGGGCUUCGAUGAGAAGGAGGUGAUUGAUGCCCUUCGCGUCAAUAAUAAUCAACAGGAUGCAGCUUGUGAAUGGCUGCUUGGUGACAGAAAGCCCACCCCUGAGGAUCUGGACAAGGGCAUUGAUACCAACAGUCCCCUGUUUCAGGCCAUCCUGGAGAACCCCGUUGUACAGCUUGGUCUCACAAACCCCAAGACUCUUCUAGCAUUUGAGGACAUGCUGGAGAACCCGCUGAACAGCACGCAGUGGAUGAACGAUCCUGAGACAGGUCCUGUCAUGCUCCAGAUCUCCAGAAUCUUCCAGACACUCAAUCGCACGUAAAACACACCUCAUCUGUGGAGCGGCUAGAACCACAGCAUAGGGAAAAAGGUCAAUCAUUUAGAAGAGAAGUGUGUGUGUGUGUGUAUAGUUUGUUUGUGUGUGUGUGUGUGUGUGUGUGUAUGUGACAUAACUAUUGUUUUAAGUGGAGAAGUCACAGAAGAUGAAUGUAAAAACACAAUGACAUUUUCACAUCAUGUUAAACAGAGGAAAAUAUCUAUUUAUAACUGCACAACACUUGUAUAAAUACAAUGUAAGCAGUAACUUGAUAAAUAGCUAACUCCAUUAUUUAGUUUUUUAUGUUUUAAUAAGAUCCGUUUUUAAUUAUAUUAAGCACAUUACUUUAUUUUAUAUAAUUUCUCUAUAUAAUUGUACAAUUGGACAUCUAAAAAAAAAAAAAAAGACAAGAAAAAAGAAAAAAAUCAUCAGAAGCAAUUUUCUAUGUUUUUUUGUGCUCAAAGAUCAAAUUUCAACCAAAUUAUGUAACACAUGGUACACUUGUCAUAACUGAAUGUUUCUACAGGGAGAUAAACAAUGUGUCUUCAGUUGUUUUUAUUUUCAGCUCAAAAAUGAAAUCGUUUAUGUAUUAGAUUAUAAGUUCCUUCCAAAAACAUCAAAUGAAGGUACGUUUUGAGGGAAAGCAAAGCAAGCACCAGCAGUUUUUUGGCAACUCCUCAUUUGCAGAUUAUUCAAGCUUUGUGGUUUCAUUGACACUACACACAUUUCUGUGAUGUUGUGGUGACGCAAUAGCAAUUUGCAUCCCCUUACGGACACAGAGACAUGAUAGAUAAUCAAAUCCAACCUGAUCUCUUUGUUCCUCGUAUCUCUUUCACUCUUCUGAUCUAUAAAAAGACUAUUCAGGUGGAUUCAUCUGUCUAAAUGGACACAAGUCAGUUUAGAACAGAGCUGGUAUAAAUGAGUACUGGAUCAUUAUCUUCGUUUUCUCCCAGUAGCUCCUGCAUCAGGGGUUUCCAAGUAUUACAGUACUUUAAUCCACCAUCAUGAUCAAGCUGCUGCCUCUGAUCUCACUCGCAUCCCUGCACGUUCAAUGUGAGUCUUACUUUACAUCAUUAGCAGAGGCUGGACAGACUUUAGUUUGUACUAACUCAAAUAAAAUGACUCUUAUUUUAUGGAUUGGUUCUACUACACGGUAUGUUUGCUUCAAGUUGUUUGUGUUCAAUGACACAAGUAUGAAUUACAUGUGCUCUCAGUGUCAUCACAGUUCUCUUAUGUCACUUUUUACAGUGCACUUUCUAGUUUGCACAGGAAAUUCAGACUGCAUUCAUAGUACACAACAUUAUUUUAAAUGAUAUAUAGAAGAUGAAAUAUGUUUUUUUUUUUCUUCUUUUUCUUUUGGCCAAGCGUGGAGUGUUUCCAUUCAAUAUUUGAAUCGUGUUGGUGUGAAGUGUGUGCUCAGGGGUUUCUUAGCCAUACCGGGCAAAUAUCUGCUAUAUAGUAAUGCCUACUUUAUCAAUACAAAUAACAGUAGUUUAGUGAUUGCAUUAUCAGAGAACUCUAUGAAUAUAUCUGAAAACUUAACUCUUUAAAUGAAGACUUACUAUCCUUGUGUAAUAUUUAUUUUGAGGCCAAAUAUAACCAAUCAUGAAACCAUCCCUAGAGAGAUUGUCAUUAUAAUACAGUUUUAGAAGACCUCACCAAUUGCAAUGUUCACUUCACUGUCUGAGUGGCUUCAAAUGUAGGUAAAGAUUGUGUUGAACACGUAUAGCAUUUGAAAUCAGAUCAUCUCCAUUGUCUUGAGAACAAGUUUGGGUCUUAAGAAAUGUAGCUUAUAUUGUUGUGGGGGACUAGAGAGUACAGGCUUCUAUGCAAUUAAUUUUUGUUGUUGUUGCCUCGACAGAAAAACAACAGGUUUCAGUAUCAUGAUGCAUUUGUGGUAUUUGAGUAAUUGAUGUGCACUUUCAUAUCAUAUCUUAUUUUUGAUUUGAAUCAAAUUUUGGUUUCAUCAUGGCUAAGCUCUGUGAAGUAGAAAGUGCUGUAUGAUUUCAGUAUUUUAAAAUGUUUGAUGCUUAUUCAUUUACUGUUUAGAAAUGCUUAUAUGGUUAAACAGUGUCAUUUUGGAAUCUGGAUUUUCAUUGUCCUAAUGCCAGUGUGCUGAAUACCUUAAAAUGAUCAUUGAUCAGUUGAUCAUUGUUACAGAUUUUGUUUCAUUUUUUUUUUCUCCCUCAUUUUAAAAAGGCUAUCCGGUCACAGAAGUUAUGAUGAAAUAUCUUGAAGGUUUGGUGCUCUUGUGUUCUCAUUUUAAUUUUGUGUCCUUGCUCUGUGUGCAAGUUCAGUUUCACAUAAGGCCCCUACAGUUUGAGAGUUGAAAUGUAACUUUCUCAAUCCACUUGUUGAAAAGCCUUUCAUGACAAAUAAUAAAAAAAAGUUUUGAAA